CCGAGUGAUCUUUCUCUCGAAACGUUCCUCUUCACGGAUUAUGACCAUCCUUGCUGGCAUAAACAAGAAAAGUGACGACGCGUGUGGAAUGUCAGGAGGCCAGUUCCGCAUGAAGAUGCAAACGGCCGCCUUUCUUAUCUGUAUAUGGCUAAUAAAUGCAGUAAAAAAACGAAACGACGUCAUCGGGCAGUAAAAAAAGGAAAGAAAGAAAAAGAGAGAGAAAGAGACAGGGAAAGAGAGAGAGAGUGAGAUGGCGAGAUGGGGAGGAACGAAAGGGACGAAGUCUCUAAUGGGGUCGUGCACGUUUAAUGUCACUUUUAUGUGCGUCGGGAAAACGGCGUAUCUUUGAAAUUACGUCUAACUCAAGCGACGUGGUCUCCUCUGUUAUAGAGUUCCAGUGCGUCGGUAUCGCCCGAUCUGUCACGAUUCCAUCGUGUAAUCUGAGGUCGCGCGUCAGGACUCUCUCCGGAGUGAUAGUUGAUGGUAGAGGCGUUAUCCGGCUGCCUGUUUAAUUACGCAAGACAGGAGGUGGAUGAUGCGGUUCGAACGGAAAAGGGAUGCUCGCGAACGAGCGAGCGAGCGCGCGCACACGAACGUGAUGAGAAUCCGGGUUCGACUCGCUCUGCUAGGAACUGGGAAAAUUUCGGCGAGGAUGCCGUUGAACAGACGUCGCAGUCGUAUUGGGGUUGUUCGUAUUGUGCGUCGAUUGAGGCGCCGAAUUAUUCAGCGAUACUCGGACAAAUUGGAACUACUUAGCGAUAAUUAAUGUCAUUAUCGUGAGUGUAUGUCCCGUUUACGUUAUCGGCGUAGAACGUAGUCGUAAUUUUGAUGAGAUAUUCGCCCGAUCGAACAUGCCGACAUACUUGAAUGUAUCAACGCCCUUAUAUGCUUAUGUAUGUGCGCGCGCGUGUGUGAGUGUGUGUGUGUGUGUGUGUGUGUGUGUGUGUGCACUUUGGAAAGCCGGCAAUAAGUUCUCCUACACGCGGCUCAAGUGUACGUCGAUAAAUUGCGCCAGAAGAAUUUAACGCGUAGAAGCCGAAGUAUACACACCAGACAUAAUUUCAUCGCUCUAAUUAAACGUUGACGUCAACCUGGCCAAACAUGAAGCAAUAUCGCGUCAAAUUAGAACGGAAGGAGCCACGCACGUAAAGCAUUGCCAAAAUCCACACGCGCCAUAUAAUGCGUGUUCGAUCGAUCUAUUUCGGACCUUUCUCCUCUGUAUUAAUCAAGAGACAAUCGGAAUCGAGUCGAAAAAUUCGGAAAAACCAACAAUCAACACUGGAAAAACGGUAUUGACGUUGACGCUAGCGCGCGCGCUUGGAGAAUUACGAGAAUCAAAUGUUCGAUGUUGAUCGAUCGUGUUUUUACGGCUUGCGCAUCGGAAAGAAGCGAAAUUGAUUGGAGCAACAAAAUCAGCGGUCAUCCUCAUUCGAACAAAUGACUCGUCCAAUGUCCAUCGAGCGAAUUACGCGCGUGACGAUGAAUUGCGUCGAGCGUUCGUCGGGAAUCAACCCGAUAUAAUUCGCGUCGCGAUAAUUAUAUAAUUUCACCAGUGGACUCGAUGCUCGCUUGCUCGCUCGCUCACGCGUACAACUUCGCUCAUGCGGGCACAGACAAAUCGUAAUUUUGAUCCUUCGUCCUCAAUACUUUAUUUAACCCCUCGUUGCACAGUGUCCCAUAUUACGCUACAUCUGUUUCCUCGCAAUUUUUCUAUAUCUCCACGUAUUUCGUAAUUGCUUUGUACGACAUAUUUGGUAUCGUUACGUUCCUAAGAUUCUCUGUAUGUGUAUACAUAAAUAUGUAACUUUUCUCUGCUUUUUUAACAAAAUAUGUUUAACAGAAACACUUAUGCGACAAAGUGUUAACGCCUAUUCUAAUACUCUGAAGCUUACAUCAACCUCUUUUGAUUCUACUUAAUUUACUAACUUUGCUGAGAAAUCCUUUUUUGAAUCCACAAGUGGCGUUCUUGUGCAUCUCCAGCCAUUUAGAAGCGCCAAGUAGGAUUUCAGUUUCGAAAGAUGUUACAUGUACACUGAUCCUCAGAAUGUACAGAUGUUAGAAAGUUCAUGUCCAAAGUAGGGCGAAAAUUACGACUCGGGAUAACCAAGUUGGUUGAAAUCUUGAUCCUACUUUCGACCUCAAUAUUCCAUUCAACAUCUAUUUUGAUACUUUCAAGCCUACAUUAACCUCUUUUGGCUCCAUAUAACCUAGCUUUACCGAGAAGUCCUCUUCAGGAUCUAUAACCGACGUUUUUGUGCGUUUUCUGCCAUUUAGGGGCGCUGAAAGUAGGAUUUCAGUUGCGAAAGGUAUUACGUGUACGCUGAUCCUCAGAAUAUACAGAUGUUAGAAAGUUCUGAUCUAAAGUGGGACGAAAAUUUCGAUUCGGGAUAAACAGCCGAUACCCGAGUUGAAACCUUAAUCCUACUUUCGACUUCAAUAUACCAUUCAACAUCUAUUUUGAUACUUUGAAAUCUAUAUUAACCUUUUUUGAUUUCAUUUAACCUACCAGCUUUGCCGAGAAGUCCUCUUUAGGAUUUACAACUGGCGUUUUUGUGCGUUUUCUGCCAUUUAGAGGCGCCAAGUAGGAUUUCAGUCUCGAAAGGUAUUACACGUACACUGAUCCUUCAUAUACAAAUGUUGAAAAGUUCAGAUACAAAGUUGGGCUGAAAUUUCGACUCUGGAAAUAUCGCUAAUCCGGCGGCUCUCUUGGUCACGUCGACUGUCCAUUUAUCUAACCCAGUUGGAGAGGUGGUAGACGAGUUGGCUUCUGUGAGGCAAGUCGCUGCCAAAAGACCUGAGCGAUCCCUCUCAUUCUCUCGUUCUUGCCGUUUCUCUCUCUCUCUCUCUCUCUCUCUCUCUCUCUCUCUCUCUCUGACCGGAACAACGCAGCGUGGCGAUCGUUCUCGUUGGAGGGGACAGACGAGGCAGCUGUUUGCUCGCCAUGGAACGGAUCAGGAGGGUCGCGCUUCAUGUGUACCCGCCAGUAAUGCCACAUCGGUUGCGCUCGCAACUCUGACGGAACGUUAUACGCGUGCAACACGUCGACGGAUCGGUCGCUUUUCGCGAAUCUCGCGCGACGGCAGGAAAAUCGGCGGGAAAUCGUGUCGCGUGAAAGCGCCGCCGUCGACUUUCGAACACGGCGACAAGAGAAUCCCACCGAGAAAAUCACCACGAGGUCGGCCGACUGCAACGGAGCGUGCUCCACGGCGUGGUGCACAGCAGCGAUCGUUGGCGAGAAGAGUGUGUGCGUGCAUGCGCCGUCGGUAAAUCGCCGAAUAAAUCGAUCCGUGCGCCUACCUUGGCGCGAACGUUAAAGUGCGGUUCCAUCGAGUCCCGAUCGGAAAAUUGAGCCGGCGACUACCUUUCCCGAGGUAACGCGCUCUCUUCGAUCUAAGGAUAGAUCGCAGAAACAUGGAAACGCCGAACUUCCUCUCAAGGAUACCUCGCGAGUGGGUGGCGAGAAACACCAGAUGAUGGAUCCGUCAACCGACGAGUGAUAUCAUCGAUUAAUAUCCAGAAGCAGCUGCGAGACACGUCGUGCUGGUAUUCUAAUAACACCCGAGUGAUGGACGCCUGUCGGAAAAUGAGCCACCUCAAGGACGAUCCUCGACGGGCGAGAACCCCGGGGGGCCCGAAGGUUGCGAAAAAACGACGAUGUCCUCGUCUCCGUGCUUGGGCACGUGGCUUUCGAAGUCGUGCGUAGAAGCGCGUUCGAACGAGAAAGUCGUUUUCUGUGAUAGCCAGCUUUACCGAGCCAAAGAAUCGUUUUACGGAUUUGCGAGGAAUCCCCGACUUCGCAGCUUUAUCCUACCAAAGAGUGAGAGAGCGAAUAGACAAUAAGUGCCUUACUACCCGCGACACAAUGGCGCGCGGAUCAUUUGAAUAAGGCGUGUGAUAACGCAACGAGCGAGAAUUCGCGUCGUUUGUUCGAGGACACGAGGAGGAGUGUCGCGGCACUCGCAGGCGUCGGCGAGAUCUUGCUCGAUCGAGACGUGCCCAGAUGAAAUUUCGCAAAACCUCCUCAUCCAGCCCGAAGAUGGAAUUGCUCUCGAGACGUUCGUCGGGCGGCAGGAUGUCGACCUUGAAGAGGUCGAGAUCCUACCGGGCGUCCGUGAAGCUAAUGUCGAAGAUACGCAAUCAUGCCAAUCUGCGACUGGCCGUCGGCUUCGAGCUCUCGCCCACCUCGAAGAAUCCCACGAAAAAGGAGCGCAACCACUGCGUUCUCGAGGAGCCUCGUCGGCACGAGAGACCCUCGAGUCCGCAGAAGAAUUCUCAGGAAACGAAUUCCCGCGCUGAUGACAAGGUCGGUCACGCCGACAAGUCGUCGUUGUCGCGUUCUCGAAAGACUUCGGUGAAAGACGACCGCGAGUCGCGAGAGAUCGCCAAAGACCUGAAGAACAAAUUGUCCCUGGCCGACAGGAUAAUGGGCAAAGGUCGCAAGGACGCGGACAAAUCCUCCGAAAAGGACGAGAGUGUCAAGUCACCGAAGGUCAUUCGUAUCUUUCGCAGAAAGCACAGUACGGAGAGCUCGCAGGAGAGCACUCGGGGCAAGGAGCACCACGAGAAACGCGUGUCCUGCGAGGUGGACACGUGUCAACAAGGCAAACAAGCGUCCUAUGAGAACCCAGUGUUUCUACCAGAUAGUUCACUGGACUCCUCCGUUUCGAGUUUCCUCUUUGAGGUCGGAGAAGAGGCUGUAGAGGAGGAACAGGGUGGGAGCAAGGAGCAACGGCAAGAUUGCGAAAGUGACCGCAACGUACUGACUGUCAUCGUGGAUUCCCAUAAAGCAAUGACUAAUCAGCCUCGUUGUCGCAAAGCUAGCUACGAGCGGGAUAAGAGUGAAAACGAGGAACACGUGGAGGACCAAGAAUCUGCGUUUCGUCGCAGAUGCGAGACCGAUCCCUCGCGGUGCCUCUGCCAAGUGCGUGACGGAGGAGAGGAGCGAGCGAGCGCGACCAGCGGCUACCGCAGGAUCGCCGAGUCCUUCAGCGGAUUCGAUCGUUCGCGGAUCACCAAGUUCCACUGCAAGGCGACAUUGCACGAAACGUGCGCGGGGAAAAACGUGAAGGCUGACUGCCCGCAGGAGCAGCGGUCCCUCGACAGUGUCAAAAGGGGCAACUCCAUCUGUCCCUCCAAGUCCUGCGGAAUCAGGACGGUCGAUAACAUCACGAACUUUUGGACGAGCGGCCGCGCCGGUAGUUUUCGCAGCAAAAUGGCGACCGAGUUACACUCGUUGCAAGGGAUGGAGUUCCUGGAGGGUUUCGGCAAGAAGAAACAGCAGCCCCACCAACAACUGAAUAAUCUGUCGUCGAUACACAUCAAUCCUCUCUCAGCCCAAUCCCUCAACAUACAUCUGCAUGCUCUGUUCGCGGCUGUGGAACAUGGUCACCUGGAUAAAGCGAGAACGAUUUUGGAGUCUACCGAUGUGGACGUAAAUAGUGUUAACAGCGACGGCUUGUCACCGUUGGACGUCGCCGUGCUCAGCAACAACAGGCCGUUGGCAAAAAUGCUGGUUGCGUUCGGCGCGCAGGAGGGAAACCAAUUCAAGUCCCCGGAAUCUUUGGGAAGCCACUUGGCAUCGUUGCUCUCGGAAGCGGAACACCGAGUUCAAGAACUCGGCGGCAGUACUUCCGGCAGCGGUGGGACCACUCUAUUGGAACCACCCAGCAGCCAUAGGGCCAGUUUUUCCACGCAACAUAAUAACCUCACAGGAUGCGGCGGUAGCACGGAGGACAAGCAACUCGCCCUGUGGGAGCGAAGGGCCAGAGCUCUCAGAAAGAUGUUGCUCGGCUUCGACCAAGCACGACCACCCGACAUGCCUUUUCUGGUCGCGGUCGAUGUUACUGGCACGACCUCGGUAACGGUCAGAUUUCAAGAGCCAGACUCGCACGAUUCCCCGAUCUGCACCAAGUUUAAGGUCCAGUGGAGUCUGCACGACGACUUCUCAGUCGUUUGCGGCGAAAGGGAGGUUUUGGACAUGAAGCAGAGGGAGUGCCGUAUCGAGGGUCUGACCCAAGGUCAGAGAUAUCACUUUCGCGCCGCCGCCGGAAAUUUGAAGGGUUACAGCAGAUUUAGGAAUUCAACGCCCGCGCAUGUGACACCCAGCAGUUGGAGGGACAUCGAUGGCAGAGUGCCGAGAUUCGCGGGACGACUGGAGCAACUGAACACUCUGUUCACCGACAUCAGACGGCCAGAAUACACGCAAGAGACGCCGGCGGUGCAGAGGCGGAAUCACAAGAAGAAAACGACGAUAAAGCAGCUGUUCACGGCGACGAGCAAGUUUCAGAAGAAUCUCAGGCGAGGGGUGUUUCUCGCGUGCCUGCUCUACCACGAGGACAAGGUCCUGGUGACCAACGAGGACUUCCUACCCGUGAUCGAGAUCGACGAGACGUAUCCCAGCUGCAUCUACAACGACUUUCAUUGGCUCAUGAAAGUCGCCUGCACCUGGGACGAUGUCAAGUCCCUUCGGCAGGAUAUGGAAAAGAGCCACAGCAGUUCGACCAACCACUUCAGGAUAAAGCUGCUUCAGGCCGCUGCCCAAAUGCAGGCCGCGCUGUGCACGCAAGAUCUCGGUCAGUUGUACCAUAAGCCCAUCCGAGACAUCCAAGGUACUCUGGUGUUCUCGACGGUGAAUUACAUCAAGUCACCGAAACUGGUCUCCGUGCUGAACAGCAGAUGGUUACCGCUCAGCAAGGUCAUAAAGAAAGUCAUCACGCACGAGGACAGCAACGUCGCCGAUAUCUUGAUGGCCAGCAUACAAGAACAAAUGACAUAUCACCAGGUCAGCGGUAUCAAACUGUCCAAGGGCCUGUACCUCGGCUACUUGAAGAUGCAAAGCAGCGUGGACCUCAUACAAGUCGUCGUGCCGGCGAAAUCGCCGAACGUCUUGCCGCACUGCAAGAUCCGCGACAAUCCGCACGUGUCCGCGGAGGAGUGGGACUACCUGAAGAGGGUCACGCGCAUUUACCUGUCCGAGUCUUCCGUGAAGGAAUCCGAGGAGAAGGAGAACGUGACGAACGAGUCUCAAGGCACGGAGCAGCAGAAGCUGUUCGUCGACUUGGUCGCUGCGACCGCGCGACGACUAUUCAAUUACAUGGAGAUCGGCCCGGAUGAGUCACUGGUGCAUCGACUGUACGACGCCGAGGUGAUCGAUCUGACGCACGACGUGUCGUUCUUGAUCGCCGUGCCGCCCGCCGAAACCGCGUGCUGCGUGCCCGGCACGCGGGAAAUCCUGCUGCAGCGCGGUGAUCUCCUGUCGUUGCCGAUCCAAGUGUUCGAGAUGGUGCACUUGAACACGUAUCAGAAGGAUGUGAUCAAUCGUUACUCGCGGCUCAGCUGCAUCCUCGAACUGGACACGGCGCAGGCCCAGCAUAAUCACAGAGAGGCUUUCAGCUCGCUAGAACUGAGCGUCGCGAAGGACAAACUUGCGAGGCUGCAGGAUCUACAGUCGCAAGUGAACACUGUGUGGAAAGGCGCCAGGUGGCUGAUCGACGUCAUCACCUUCGCGAGAGAUCGCGGCUCUUCCCAACUGAACGCCGCGUCGCAGACCGUCGGUAUAUGCAUGAAGCACUUGCUCAGCCUAGACAGGAACAAGAACAGCAACAACAGCAACAACAGCAACAGCUUGAAACGAAGCUUGCUACAACUACCUCCCAGAGAUCCCAAGCUCGUCAAGUCGAGUCCUGGUCGAGGCAGUUGGCCAGGGCCAAAUUUGUCGAACUCAUCGUCCAAUCUUCUCACGACGGAGUUCAGCAAGAGCGAGCAGCAGCUGCCCAGCGGACAAUACAUACGCAAAGGUAGCAACACGUCGAACGUAUCGACAGGCUCGGAGCCGCAAAAAUCGUGCGCGCCGAUGAGCAGCAGCAGCAACCUGAGCAACCUGACGACAACCAGUAGCGCGAAUCACCUGAUACCACUGCAGAACACGCGACUCCCGCCUUCCAAAUCCGAGGACACGCUGAUCUUAACUAAAUACAAGCACAGCCCGCGAAACCGAUCCGCUACGAUCACCUCGGCGUCGGCUAGCACCAGUCCGUUGCUGAGCAUCAAGCCGAUCAUGUACGGCGGCUCGUUACUCAGCGUCUCCACGGCGAUGACGAACACCACGAGUAUGCUGAGCGUCAGCAACACGAAUUCAGACAGUCUACACUCGCUGAGUAGCGAUGAGUACACUACGCCGAAUUCCAGCGUUUGCGUCUUGAAGCCUGGCCACGCAAUCAAAGUGAAAACGUCCAAGCCGACCGCGAGCGUCGCGGCGAUGGCCACCGCGUCGCAAGACGCGGACGAGGAGAAGGAAGAGGCGACGAUGAUGCCGGCGCCCUUACCGGGCAUCCUUCAGGUUUAUGCGGCCUACGAGACUGGUUUAGCGGCUGGCACUAGCUUGAAGUUACAUGUAACACCAAGGACCACGGCGCGAGAAGUCGUGGAUCUCGUUGUUAAGCAGUUGAACAUGGCAGUGGUGCUGAAGGGUCAAGAGGGGCCUAUCUACACGGCCGACGAGCUACCAAACUUCUGUUUAGUUGCCGUAAUUGGUGCGCGCGAACGUUGUUUAAGGGACGACUUUAAGCCCCUUCAAUUGCAGAACCCAUGGAAAAAGGGACGAUUGUACGUUAGGCAAAAGCAGGAUGUUCUCGCCGCCCUCGAGCACAGUAGUAAGCACACUGCGUACUUAUAGCACAAGUAAAGCGGUGUCUGUGUGAAUAUUGAUCUAUAUUAGCUCUCUCACUUUCUCUCUUUCUCUCUCUCCCACUAUUGUAAAUGAAAUUUCAUUCUAUACACGUAAACGUCACUGAUGUAUCUUUCGCGCAGAACGACUUGGUCGGAUCGUUUCAACGGUGCUAUCGAGGGAGAGAAAUAUUUCGGUCGACAGAGAGAGAAUUUAUCUGAAAAAAGAAAAAUAUUGUAUAGACAGGGAUUUUAUACAACCAUUUCCGUUAUAUUUUGUUAACAUUUUACGUGUUUUCAUAAAAGAAUUGUUUGGAUAGUGAUAGAAGGUAUUUUUUAUCUUGAUUUUUCUUCUAUCUUACAAUAUUUUCCCUUUAACGCAUAUGACUAAGUCACUUCGUCUGAAACAAGUUGAAUAUUCAUGAAUAUUAUUUGACCAGCGAGAAAAAGAAUGGAACGCUUGGUCUCUUGAAUAAGCGAUAUUAGUCGCAAAAGAUUUAAUGAGUUUCAUAAAAUGAGCGCUUAUUAAAGUGUACCGACCUUCCGUAUUUUACACUUUAACUAAAUUAGUUAUAUUUCCUCUCUCCCUCUCUCUCUCUCUCUCUCUCUCUCUCCUUACGCGAAAAAAUUCUGUGCAAUUAUAUUUUAAUCCGCUCUCGUAGUUAUGCGAUUUAAAAUUAGAUUCGCGCUUCUCAUGGCGCCCGAUUUUAGCGUAUGGGUCGUUAAAAAUGCAAAAGUACGAAUAGUUAAAUAUAUAACGAUGUUUCUCUCAAUUAGUCACGACGACACAGGCAACUUUGAGUCGUCAUGAGCGUGAUAAGCACCUCUCUGACCGGUGAAAUAAAGAUUUAUUCUAUUUAGAUGAUAUGAUAUGUACAUUCCGCGUUUGAAAUUCGUGACUUCACGAAUACGAUCUGUAAUAUUCUUCAAAUGUUGUAUAGUUAGUUUUUAAAGAAAUUAUAUAUAUAUAUAUAUAUAUAUAUAUAUAUAUAUAUAUAUAUAUAUAUA
Molecule: messenger RNA, 9672 nt
Organism: Odontomachus brunneus
Lineage: Eukaryota; Metazoa; Arthropoda; Insecta; Hymenoptera; Formicidae
Gene: wake
Exons: 12
Coding region: 4001-8674 (1557 amino acids)
Biological process (GO): regulation of establishment of bipolar cell polarity; establishment of mitotic spindle orientation; signal transduction
Cellular component (GO): spindle
Molecular function (GO): protein binding
Source: RefSeq, a predicted model, not a curated record